GCAUCCCACCAUAGUCGGUGUAUCGCAGCCGUUGUCCGACGUGUCCGACGUCUAACCCGAGAAGCAGAUUCUCCAGAUCAACCAGAUCACCAGAUUCACCAGAUCCAUCCUCCACUACAGGCUUGUGUUCAGGCUGAGGGAUGACCAAAGAGGAGAACCAAGAGGAGCAGCGCGAGGAGCGCGACCAGCAAGAGGAGGCGCAGGCCCAGCGAGAGGAGGAGGAGCGCUUCACCGAGGAGGAGGAGGAGGGAGAGGGAGAAGGAGACGACUAUGAAUUAGAAGAGGAGGAGCAGGAGGAGGUGGAGAAGGAGGAGAGAGCAGAGGACGAAGAGGAGGAGCCGGAGGAGGAGGAAGGCAGGAGACAGGAGGAGGAGGAGGCGGUGGAGGAGAGGGAGGAGCCACAGCCUGGAGGAGAGCAGGCGGUGGUGACGGAGCAGCUGAGCCCCGUCCAGGAGCCGCAGCGCCGACCCAUGGUUCACCCCUCGGCCCAGGCCCCGCUGCCCAAGGACUACGCCUUCACCUUCUUCGACCCCAACGACCCGGCCUGCCAGCAGAUCCUCACCAGCCCCGACACAACGAUCCCAGAGCUGUUCGCCAUCAUCAGGCAGUGGGUCCCCCAGGUCCAGCACAAGAUACACAUCAUCGGCAACGAGAUCUUGAAGCGUGGUUGUCAUGUCAACGACCGAGACGGACUGACGGACAUGACGCUGCUCCACUACAGCUGUAAGGCUGGGGCCCACGGAGUAGGGGACCCUGCGGCCGCCCUGCUCCUGGCCAGCCAGCUCAUCUCUCUGGGGGCCGACGUGGGGCUGAGGAGCCGCUGGACCUCCAUGAACGCGCUGCACUACGCCGCCUACUUCGACGUCCCCCAGCUGAUCAGAGUGCUGCUGAGGGCCGCCAGCCCCCGCGUUCUGAACUCCACCUGCAGUGACUUCAGCCACGGCACCGCCCUUCACAUCGCCGCCUCCAACCUCUGUCUGGGCUCCGUCAGAUGUCUGCUGGAGCACGGGGCCAGCCCCGUCGUCAGGAACGAUAAGGGCCAGGGCCCGGCCGACGUGGUCCCCGACCCCAUGGACAUGACGCUGGACAAGGCGGAGGCGGCGCUGGUUGCUAAGGAGCUGAAGAUGCUGCUGCUGGACGCCGUGCCGCUGAGCUGCCUGCUGCCCCGCGCCACGCUGCCCAACUACGACAACAUCCCGGGGAACGUCAUGCUGUCCUCCCUGGGGCUGAAGCUGGGGGACCGCGUGCUGCUGGACGACAUGAAGCCCGGGACUCUGCGGUUCUGUGGGACCACUGAGUUUGCGAGCGGCCAGUGGGUGGGGGUGGAGCUGGACCGCCCCGAGGGCAAGAACGACGGCAGCGUGGGCGGAGUCCGCUACUUCAUCUGCCCCCCCAAGCUAGGUAUCUUUGCGCCGGUGUCUAAGAUCUCCCGGGCGGUGGAGAGCCCCCCCCCCGCGGUCAUCUCCGCGCCCCGGACCCCCCGCCUCGACCUGGCCUCCCGCCUCGCCAGCAAGACCAAGAAGGAGAAGAAGAAGGAGAAGGAGAGGGAGAGGGAGCGGGAGAAGGAGAGGGAGAAAGCCCUGAAGAAGAAGUUAUCGGAGGAGCUGCUGGACCCAGAAGGUCUCAACGUGGAGCUGGGAGACCAGGUCCUGGUGGCCGGCCAGAAGAUCGGCACAGUCCGCUUCUACGGGAAAACCGACUUCGCUCCCGGCUACUGGUUCGGAGUGGAGCUGGAGAUGCAGACAGGGAAACACGACGGCUCGGUGUUUGGCGUGCGCUACUUCACCUGCCUGCCCAAAUACGGCGUGUUCGCUCCGCCCUCCCGCGUGCAAAGAAUCGGAGGACCGAAGGAAGGUUUCCAGAACGACAACUCUGCGGUGAAGAAGGUUCACCAGGUCUCCAUGUCUCAACCCAAACGGAACUUCAACACGGUGCGGUCUCCGAAAGACCUCACCUCAGAGAACUCCAUCUCCAGGUUACUCUUCUGCUGUUGGUUUCCAUGGAUGCUGCGUGCGGAGAUGCAGUCCUAAUCACUCCUUAAUCUCCUUCACCCUCUCCUCCCACUCCUCCCACUACUCCCUCUCCUCCCUCUCCUCCCUCUCUCCCUCUCUGACUCUCUUCUUGCUGUUGCAGUUAUACAUUCAUAUUCUCGCGUCGUAAAUCACUUUCAACCUCCCUCCCUCCCUCCCUCCCUCCCUCCCUCCCUCCCUCCCUAACUUUACGUGGGAUGCCUCCUGGAGGUUCAGGUGGGGUUAGGGUUCGGCCUGGCUGGUGUACCUGCUGGUUGAGUGUUCCAUCCCGCCUCCUGUCACUCAGAGAGACUGACAGUACCCCAGCGUGGGCUCAGACCCUAGAAGACAAAGAGCAGGCUCCAGGAGAGGAUGUUUGGAGCUCAGCCGUCCCAGCCAGGUGUGCUGGAGAUGUGGCUUGAUGUUCCUGUACUUUACGGGCAGAACAAUGAUAGAAGUGUCUGCUCUUCGAGUGGGAACUAAGAGUCUGAAUAGAUCACUUCUUUAGGAAACCCAUCGGAACCAACAGGAUCCCAAACUUUAUCACUAACUCGUGGUUCAACCUCCAAACUCAACUCCAACUAAAGUUCAGUGUUUCUUACUCAACCACUAACUAGCGGUACUUUUUAACACUAACUAGCAGUAUGUUUUCACACUACCUAGCAGUAUGUUUUAAAGCUACCUAGUGGUACGUUUUAACACUAACAAGUGAUACGCUAUAACACUAACUAGCAGAAUGAUUUAAAACUAACUAGCAGUACAUUUUUACACUAACUAGCAGUACUUUUUAACCCUAUAUAGCAGUACGUUUUAACACUAACUAGCAGUACGUUUUAACGCUAACUGACAGUAUGUUUUAACACUAACUAGCAGUACGUUUUAACGCUAACUGACAGUAUGUUUUAACACUAACUAGCAGUACGUUUUAACUCUAACUAGCAGUAAGUGUUGAGGUGUUUCUUCCAUGUUCCUUGGUUCAGGGCCAGAGAGAGAUCAUCUCUAUCUAACGUAUGCAAACAUUAAAGCCAACAUGCCAAAGAAAGCCCCUUCAUACCAUACAUGGUCGUCCACGAGGGCGGGGCAUACGGUCCAACCAAUAGCAGCACUGAUGCUUUCAGCGCUACCCCAUCUAGAAUAUAAUAAUAUAAUAAUCAUAUAUAUUCAUACUAGGUUGAAUAUAUUCAUUGCAAUUGAUCCAGUAAGACAGUAUGUCGAGCCCACUGUGUGUUCCUGUCCCAUAUCUGGUGUAAUCCACUCACUGCCCGCUUGAUUCACUUGGAAGUGAAUAUUCACUUGGAAGUGAAUAUUUCCUAACCCUGUCAGAGUUGAUAACAGCAGAGAGGUAUUCUGCCCUCAUGAGGUUCUGAGUUGGUUGGUGUUUACCGUGAGGAUAGAUUGAUGUCCUGAUCCGUGGAGGAGGGCUUGUCCUGUCGUGUUAUCCCCCUCGUCUCCUCUCUCUGUCCUCUCUUCCUCUCCCCCAUCACCCCCCCUCUCCCCCAUCCUCCCCCGUCACUGAAGGAGUGUCAUCACCCUUGAGUCCUGCUGAUAUAUAGCCAUAUGUAAUCUGUGUCUGUGUGUGGAGAUGCUGGUAAUGUCAACGUUGCUCUUUAAGUACACUGACGUGUGUCGCACACAAACACACACAAACACACACCUCUAGAUCUCUGAUGACUCGGUGAACACAGCUCUAGCUCUCUGGUGACUGGGUGAACACAGCUCUAGCUCUCUGGUGACUGGGUGAACACAGCUCUUGGGAACAGGGAAAUAGGCGAGGUGUCCUAUAAAUCAUUUAGACUGGAAACAGAAGAAUAUCUGAAGUAGCUCAGUAGACCAUUCCAGCUCUCUGUGUUCUAGAUAAUUCUCUUUGCUGCGCUAUGUUGUAUAAACUAGUCGGAGAGACUAGUUACAACUUGUCAAUGAACUAUAAAUGUUGCUAUUUACCCUAGCGCCUCCCUAAGGAGGAUAAUGUGGUGUUCACCUCCACCUCAGUUCAGACCGCGACCCUCUGAUCCGACCAGAAGGGGGCGCCAGCGGGCCGAGGGGGUUUUAUGAAGAUAAUCGAUCCUUUUAUUACUACAACUAAAUGUUCGUUGUGCUGGAUUGACAAACUGAAGUUACCGGUCGAACCCAUUCUGUUUAAAGCUGAACAUAUAAAUACAACGUUUUACCGUUCCUCAUACCAUCAUCCUGAAUACAAUUUGGAUAGUUCACUAAGUGUACUUUAUCGUUUACUUUGUUUUGUAGUCCCACACGUUGUGAGGUCAGGGGAGAAGACCAUGUUUGUGUUCAGUGUUGAAAUUAAAACUCACUGCAUGCUCUCUCUCCCUCAAUCGCCCUCAAUCUCUCUCCCUCAAACUCUCUCUCUCUUUCUCUCUCUCUCUCUCUCUCUCUCUCUCUCUCUCUCUCUCUCUCUCUCUCUCUCUCUCUCUCUCUCUCUCUCUCUCUCUCUCUCUCUCUCUCUCUCUCUCUCUCUCUAUCGUAGUAUUUCAUUUUUAAAGACAGUUUUGUCAUCUCUUCCGCAUGAAACUGCUUCUAAUAUCAGUGAUAACUUUAUGAAUACAAUAAUAAAAGAUAAUUGAUGUGGUUUUCUA
Molecule: messenger RNA, 4600 nt
Organism: Gadus morhua (Atlantic cod)
Lineage: Eukaryota; Metazoa; Chordata; Actinopteri; Gadiformes; Gadidae
Gene: clip3
Product: CAP-GLY domain containing linker protein 3
Biological process (GO): cytoplasmic microtubule organization
Cellular component (GO): cell cortex; nucleus; microtubule plus-end
Molecular function (GO): microtubule plus-end binding
Source: RefSeq, a predicted model, not a curated record